Messenger RNA from Carassius gibelio (silver crucian carp), 3696 nucleotides. RefSeq names its product tetraspanin 5b (gene tspan5b). The coding region runs from base 298 to 1113 and encodes 271 amino acids. The transcript is spliced from 9 exons. Gene Ontology annotation, cellular component: membrane. The record is from RefSeq and is a predicted model, not a curated record. NCBI's taxonomy places the organism in Eukaryota, Metazoa, Chordata, Actinopteri, Cypriniformes, Cyprinidae. Gene Ontology annotation, biological process: protein localization to plasma membrane; protein maturation; regulation of vascular endothelial growth factor signaling pathway.
UCAUUUAGCCGGAAGUGACUCUUGAAUCUUUAUUUGCAGAGGAGCGCUUGUCCCGUUAUUCUUUGGAAUUAUUAUUAAAACAUUUUAUAUAUAUAGAUUUUUUUUUUCGAGGAAGCAGAUGACUUAUUUCAGUGAAAUAGCCAAAUCCACGUGUGGCAUUUCCGGCCAGUCUGUACAAAUGUCAUGAAUAUGGUGUAAAAGGAAGAAGAGAGUUUUCCAGUCGGUAUUGUAAGGCGAUUUUUUUCUCCAUAAUUAAUAACCACCGGGAGGAAUUUCUCAGUUUUAUCAAACGCAAGUAUGUCAGGAAAACACUUUAACGUGCACGAAGUGGGUUGUUGCAUCAAAUACUUCAUAUUUGGAUUUAACAUUAUAUUUUGGCUGCUCGGGGUGGCGUUCCUGUCUGUGGCUCUUUGGGCCUGGAGUGAGAAGGGGGUUCUUUCCAACAUCUCCUCCAUCACAGAUCUGGGCGGGUUUGAUCCGGUGUGGCUGUUUCUCGUGGUGGGUGGGGUGAUGUUCGUGCUCGGCUUCGCAGGAUGCAUCGGAGCUCUGAGGGAAAACUCCUUCCUUCUUAAGUUUUUUUCCGUUUUUCUGGGAAUCAUAUUUUUCCUGGAGUUGACAGCGGGAGUCUUGGCCUUUGUCUUUAAAGACUGGAUUAAAGACCAGCUCAAGUUCUUCAUCAACAACAAUAUUAGAGCCUACAGAGACGACAUUGACCUACAGAAUCUCAUCGACUUCACACAAGAUUAUUGGGAGUGUUGUGGAGCUUUUGGGCCUGAAGACUGGAAUCUGAAUAUUUACUUUAAUUGUACUGAUACUAAUCUGAGCAGAGAGAAAUGUGGGGUUCCCUUUUCCUGCUGCACCAAGGACCCUGCUGAGGAUGUGAUAAACACACAGUGUGGAUAUGACAUUCGAGCGAAAGGUGAAAAUGAACAGAAGACCUUUAUACACACGAAAGGAUGUGUACCGCAGUUUGAGAAAUGGUUACAGGAGAAUCUAACCGUAGUUGCGGGAAUCUUUAUAGGAAUUGCACUUCUGCAGAUAUUUGGGAUCUGUCUGGCACAGAAUCUUUUGAGUGACAUUGAGGCGGUCAGGGAGAGCUGUUUGUUCACCUGAAGCACUCGAGCCAUUCUGCUGACAGAGCUUCCAUCUCUAUUACUCGGCAACAGGGUUGGCACAUUGUCAUCACAGUAUCCUAGCAACCAGCGAGGGAUUCCAUUCGCAUACCUCCUUUAUUACAUUGUACAGCGACAUCUUCAUGUUUCCAUGAUAAUGGUGUCCAAUGGUAGAUCUGCUUUUAACCCUUCUUCAAGUGCAAAAUCAACAGUAUUAACACAAUGAGUCUACACACAACUCAUUUGUCAUUAUUAAGCCUUUAAGAAACACUUAAAAGAAUGGUUGACCCAACACUGAAUAUUGGUUGAAAAUUUUCUCACCCUUAGGUCAUCCAAGAUGUAGAUGAGUUUUUCUUUCUUCAGAACAGAUUUGGAGAAGUUCAGCAUUACAUCACUUGCCAAUUUACCAAUUUAUGAAAGUCGUGUGUUUGUAAAAAAAACAAAAACAAAUCCAUCAUUAAGGUGUUUUAACUUUAAACCAUUGUUUCUAGCCAAAAUACAAGUAAGUAUUCCAUAAUAAUGCGUCAAAAGACAUUAAUUGAUUGACUGGAGUCGUGUGGAUUAUUGUGGUGUUUUUAUCAGCUCUUUGAACUCUGAUUCUGAUGGCACCCAUUUACCGUCCAUUUCAGCAAAUGUUCAUUUUUGGGUGAACUGUUCCUUUAAGGCCACUUGCAUUGUGUCCUUACUGUGUUUUCUUGUUUAGUUUUUUUGACUGUUGGUCUAUGUAUGUGGCAGAUGAACAUAUUGGGUAAAUAAUAAAUAAUUCCAUUCCAGAUGAUCACACUACAAUUGUUCAAUUGGGCAGAAAUAACAUUCAAGAUCAGUAUUUAUAGAUCAUUAUUAGUACUUAGUGAGUUGGUGCACUUUUUUCUGCAUUUUCUGCACUGUUUGUGGGGGGUGGGGGGGGGGGGUGUCAUCUGCAUAAUUGUGUAGAAUGUAUUUAAAUGAUAAAAUGAUAAAAUGUGUUUGUCAGUGCUAUAAGAGUACUAUGGUAGCUGAAAACAUGAUCGAAUUAGGAUGAAUAUUUAUUACUUGAGGGGUAUGUGUAGAAUUCUGUGAAUAACUAGCAUUCUGUGGAAAUCUGGUUCUGUGCAGACCCAGUUUUAGUGAGACCGUAUUAGCUGCAGAUUGUGCUAAAUGAAGAGUACUGUCUGCUUAACACUACAUGGGUGUUUGACUCACCUUAUGACUCUUAAACUACAUAAUUCAUUGAGACUAUUUGUUUAUUUUGUUCGUAUUGCCAGAUUGUGUGUUUAUAUUACCAGUAUAAUGGAUUUUAUAAAACAGUUGCUUUUGAAACUAAGGGAAAAUGCACGGCAUGCUUUUUGGAAUAACACUACAUUUUUCCAGUGUGUUCCGCUAUAUGAAGGUAUUUUUGUGAAUAGUUAUGUUGACCUGUACUGGAUUUUGAAAUUAUAGCCACUGUGUAAGCAAUGUUGUCACUAGAAUGUUUUAAAACAUUAGCACUGAGAUUUUGCCAUGUAAGACAAAAUCUACCAAACUGGAUAUAUGGGUGAAUUUUAUGUCAAAUAACACGUCUAUGUCGCGUUUCACCAAAAACAGCAAACAAAAAACGUAUAUAUAUAUAUAUAUAUAUAUAUAUAUAUAUAUAUAUAUAUAUAUAUAUAUCUUUAUAUUGGAGUAUUUGUUAUAUUCUCUUUAAUUUAUGAGAAUUUACUAAAAUUGUAUCCACAGUAUAAUUUUCAAUAUAUGAAUUGCAAAAAACAAUGAUAAUGGUUAUUAUUAAUUUAUUAGGGGUGUUCCUGUAGCUGAGACAGUAAUUGAACUAAUAAAACUUAUUCCUUCCAUUUCAUUCAAAGAUGAUUUUGAUGAAAGUUAUCUGCCAAAUGCAUAAAGAUAAAUGGGGUUGACUAAAACUGGGACAUGUUAUCAUGAGAUUCACCCGUAUAUACGAUAAUUCUGAAAUAUUUCCGAAAUCAUGGCGCCUUUGUCAGAAAGAUGACUAGAAUGUUUUGCGUUGAUUGUGAAACGAAAUCUGCAGUUUUAAUAUGAAAAUCUUAAUCUUUUUUUUUUUUUUGUAACCUAACAUGAAUUUUUGCCAAGGGUCUGGCUUAAAACUCAUAGCUUAAACAUUUUUGACUGCAAGUGCCAUAAAAGUAAUAUUAAAUAAAUAUUGGCAUAUUUUCUCAAAAAACUUUUGUGAUAAAAAAAAUUAACUUGUUGGCGGUGUAUCACCAACAUUUUUUAUUAUCAGAUUAAGAUUAUUAACAUGUUAUUGUUAUAUUUAUCUAGGCCUUUAAUAUAAUUAUUAAUAAUGGCAAAAAAAGGCUUUAUUUGAAGACAGAUAUUUUAAGCUGGAUCUAUGUUUCUUAUUUGGUCUGCAAGUUCUUUUUGUUUGUAUUUCGUUCUAAUUUUCUCUCAUUUAAUGUUCUGUGUCAUUUCUUGAUAUUAAUUUUACAUUACCUUAUUUAAUAAAUACAAUAAACACUUUACAUUAUUUCCCAAGAUGGUGUUAUUAGAAACAAUAAAUUUGAUAUGUUUCUGUAUGUGUGUAAAGCCUGUGUCUAUGUCUGUGCCUCUUUUCUAGACCCUACUAAUUAACAAUAAAGUGUUAUCAAUUGUC